This is a messenger RNA of Abrus precatorius (Indian licorice), 1806 nucleotides long. RefSeq lists its product as uncharacterized. The transcript is spliced from 4 exons. NCBI's taxonomy places the organism in Eukaryota, Viridiplantae, Streptophyta, Magnoliopsida, Fabales, Fabaceae. The coding region runs from base 1 to 1806 and encodes 601 amino acids. Gene Ontology annotation, molecular function: protein binding. The record is from RefSeq and is a predicted model, not a curated record.
AUGUUUAUGACCCAUGACCCGGGGCUUGCUGAGGAUCCGCCCGAGGUGCAGGAGUCUCUACCACCAUUCAUGGAUCCACCACCCCACUCCACCAUCUCACUAAACCACCCUGAUUCAGUAGAUUCCUCUCCCCGUUAUCGCAUGAUCGAAACCUGGCACGAUGACCCACUCGCACACGUGCCAGGUGCAAAGCUCCGCCUCAUGUGCAGCUACGGCGGCCACAUCAUGCCACGCCCCCACGACAAGUCCCUCACCUAUGUCGGCGGCGACACCCGCAUCGUCGCCGUUGACCGCCACUCUUCCCUCAAAGACCUCUCUUCUCGCCUAUCUCGCACCCUCCUCCAUGGCAGAACCUUCACUCUCAAGUACCUCCUUCCCAACGAAGACCUCGACAACCUCGUCACUGUCGCCACCGACGAAGACCUCGACAACAUGAUCGAAGAACACGACCGUUUGACCGCGAAACCUUCUUCCCCUUUGCGUCUUAGGUUGUUCUUGUUCUUCAACAAACCUGAAACUGCUGUUUCCAUGAGUUCACUGUCUCUCCUCGAUGAUGCCAACUCGGACACGUGGUUCGUGGACGCUCUGAACAACUCGGGGAUUUUAUCACGCGUUGUUUCCGAUUCUGCGGUUGCUUCGGAUUGCCUGGUGAACCUUGAUGCUUGUGAUUCGAGCAACAACUUGGAGGUUGAUGGAUCUUCAGUGGCUAAUCUGCCUCCGAUACGGGUUCGUGUUGUUGAUGAUAAUGGUGGCGGGGUUGAGAGGGUUGUGAUGGAGGAGAGUUUUGGUAUUGGUGCAAAGCAAGAUGAUGGGUAUGGAGUUUCUUCUUCUGGUGGUCUGAGUGUGGUUAAUAAUAGUAACAGCAACAGCAACAGUAACAGUAACAGUAACAGUAACAGUAACAUUGGUGAUCAUGAUAAUGUGAAUGGAGUUGUUUCUGUCUCUGAGGAUGAAAGAUCAGAAUCAGAUCAUCAUGGUCAUGGGGGACAUAGGAAGCCACCUUUGCCAUUGCAACUUGUGCAACCAAGGACUAGUUGUGCUUUUAGUUUGCAUUCUCCAGAUUCAGUUGCAAGUGAUAGCAGUAUUUCAUCUACUAAUUCUUUCUCAAAGAUUGUUUACUAUCAAGACCAAGUCCAAGCAGCACAUGUGGACAACAAAGGUCCAAUAACUUUGGCAAAUAUCAAGAGUGAAAUAAGAUCUAAUCAACACCAUGGACUACAAGUUCAUGAUCCGGGUACACCUCAAGUGCCAAUUUCAUCCUACUACCCACUUUAUGCCCCAACAUCACAACAAUACCCAGUUUAUGUGAUGCCUGUUGGACCUACACAACCGUACAACAUGACUUUGCAAUCCAAUAUAACUGACUCAAAUGUGGUAGCUUCAGUUAGGCCACUAAUACCACAAAGUGCAUACAAAGAUGGCAUUCCACCUAUUUAUCCCACUAAAUCUUCAGCCACCCCAACUAUUCCUGAUGUGGCUGCAAGUGUUUAUAAAGCCCCUUUGGCAUCAAAUCCUACAUUUGUUCAAGUACCUAUAAAUCAAUUUCAGCAACAGAAUGUGGGUUUGCCUCAACAACAUAUCCAUCACCCACCACCACAACCUAUUGUAGCUCCUACUUCCACCACUAAUUAUGGUUAUGAAUAUGGUGGACCUACGCAAGAUCAGGUAUACUAUACACAACACCAAGUUACUGCUUCACAGCAACUUCCUCAGUACCAGUCCAUGACCCCAGCAAUAUCAGAUGUUUCAACACAGUUUUCUGUAGACAACGUUCAGCAGCCAAGCAGAACUUCACAACCAGUAUGA